UCUGCGAAAUGAAGGCGUUUAUGCUAAUAUGUCUUUUUGGCAUCGUAGCUCUGACAACUUGCUUUCCGACGGAUAAAGAUGAAGAACUUAUAAAAAAAUGUGUACUCCAAGAGAAAGUAACAAAGGAGCAGUUUAUUAGUUCUCUAAAAUCCAGAGUUAUAUCCCCCGAUCGUAAUGUCAAGUGCGCUGUACAAUGUUUUAUGAGCCAAUCAGAUCUAUUCAAAAAGCGCGUUGAACAGUUUAAAAAGAUGGGCCGGUCCGAAACCUGUAGUUCCAUCGAAGAUGCCGAUAAGUGCGAGCAGGGCUUUAAGCAGCUUAUGUGCUUCAUGAAAAUUUAAAUAGUUAUAAUUUAAACUUAAAAAAUUUUAAAUAUAAUUAUUUUAUUUCCUUGUG
This is a messenger RNA of Drosophila eugracilis, 393 nucleotides long. RefSeq lists its product as uncharacterized. The transcript is spliced from 2 exons. NCBI's taxonomy places the organism in Eukaryota, Metazoa, Arthropoda, Insecta, Diptera, Drosophilidae. Gene Ontology annotation, molecular function: odorant binding. Bases 9 to 338 code for a protein of 109 amino acids. The record is from RefSeq and is a predicted model, not a curated record.